CAGCUGUCAAAGGAUUGUUUGCAAACAAAGUGAAGCGUCUUUCGUGCAUUUAGCAUUUUUUCCUCCUGAUAUCACUGAUUUUUCGCACACUCAGCAAUAGAAAACAAAAACGUUCAUUAGCAUUACGGUCAAUGUACGCAAUGAAGAGAUCUUACGGAUCUUACACCUAUGCGAACACUUCCCGCCCUUCGCGGGACUUCAAGAGCACAGCCGAAAACCCGCUGAAGGUGGCAAAAGAAGAUCAGCCGGAGCUAGAGGACCCCAAUCUGGUGUACGUCAUGGAACCGGAAUACCUAGAGCUGGAGGAGAACUUCGAGGAGGAAGUGGAGGAAGAGGUCGUGGAGCAGGAGUUCGAACUGGAAAAUGGCGAGUGCGUCCCGGAACAGGACUUCACGUCGCAAUUGGCGCGCCUGGUGAAGAAUAACGAUUGCCCGAAUGACUUCACGGACAACUUGUUAAACCUACUGCGUAAGAAUGGACACGCGGAUCUGCCCAGCGACAAGAAGAGCCUCGUGACGGAGCCACCGCCGCCGAGUGACGACGCGACGCUGGCCAAGAUCCUGGAGAAUCAGCGAUUGAUGAUGCGCAACCAGACGCUCAUCAUGGAGCAGAUGAAGGCGCUGGCCAGAUCACACGCCACGCAGCGCAUCCGACUUGCCGGGAUGUCCGAGCGCUUGGACAAGGUUUUGCCUAGGAAUACCAAAUCCACGCUCAUGUUCCCUAUUAAGACACUCGACGAUUUCCUGGACUUCGAUGAGAGACUUUCCUACGAAUCCUUCCGACUAACAGUUUUUUCUGAACUUUCUCGAGCGAUGCUGUCUGAGACUUGGCUCUUCUCACUGGUCAGCGAUGAUGUCCUGCAUCAUUACAAUCUCAACGGGAUCAAAAAUCAAAGAUCCCUUCGAGGAACAACGCUUUGGAAAGUUCUUGAUGAAAACUUCCCAGAUAAUGAAUUUAUGCAAGACGCUCAUGUUCAGUCCCUGAUCAGGACGUGUCACGCAAGGAUAGCUUCAAGAAGACAGAGAUCAAGAGCUUCAGCGCUCAUGAGAAGUGCUCGAAAUUCAGAGAUUGAUGAAUUAAAUUCUUUGGAUGACGAUUGAUACUAAAAGGCUGUAAGC
Messenger RNA from Phlebotomus argentipes, 1118 nucleotides. RefSeq lists its product as uncharacterized. The record is from RefSeq and is a predicted model, not a curated record. NCBI's taxonomy places the organism in Eukaryota, Metazoa, Arthropoda, Insecta, Diptera, Psychodidae. Bases 132 to 1100 code for a protein of 322 amino acids. The transcript has 5 exons.